AUGAAAAACAGAAAAUUUUCCAAUCUUCUCUUACUUAGAUUACGUAUACUUUGCUUUAACAAGAAGCCGGCCUUUGCUGCUACUUCUUACGCUUUCUUCUUCCGCAAUUUUUCAGUGCUGAUUUUCAUUAUGGUACCUGAUGAAAAAGAAAACGGCGCAGCAGCUGAUAACAGCUUCUCUCUGCUGAUUGGACGUGGGGUCGUACUAUUUCUUUUUUAUUGCCCCACCGCACUGAAAAUGCAUGGGCCGGUUCCGGCGCAUUGGUUCUGCGAUAAGAAUAUCGAGGCCAUCCAAUCAGAUGGUCAGAUAAGGUUAUUAAGAUCAGGCCCGUUUCCAUGGAGUCAUGGAACCUGCAUAAGGGGAGCCUGA
This is a messenger RNA of Saccharomyces cerevisiae S288C, 369 nucleotides long. RefSeq lists its product as uncharacterized. The record is from RefSeq and is marked reviewed. Bases 1 to 369 code for a protein of 122 amino acids. The transcript has a single exon. Gene Ontology annotation, cellular component: membrane. Lineage: Eukaryota; Fungi; Ascomycota; Saccharomycetes; Saccharomycetales; Saccharomycetaceae.